GCCCAUUCCACCAUGGCGAAUUUAGAUGAUUUCUUCGCGAAGAAAGACAAAAAGAAGGGAAAGGCGAAAAAGUUUGUCACCGCCGAGGAGAUAGCCAAGCAGCUAGAUGACACGUCGAAGAAGGUCGUCGAAAGUAAGAUGAAGCUGAGAACAGUCGACCCGGCAGAUGGUAAAAAUGACUCUCACGAGCCGGAUGAUGAAUGGAAGGUGUUCGAGGAGACGAAGAAAGAUUACACUGGACUCAAACUGGCCCAGCUAACCAUAGAUGACGAAUCGAACCAGCUCGAUUCUGAGAACUCGGGCGAUAUGAACGAUCCGAAUUAUGACGCCGAAGGCAGAGAAGGGGAAGACCGUGAUCCUAGCAAACCCUGGAACAAAGGAGACGCAAAUGCAGCGACAAAAGAAAAGGUUGCGGCACCCGAACCGGCUUCCACAAGCAAUAUCUAUAUCAGUCCUGCUAUGAAAAAUCUCAUGGCAAAACAAAAACAGAAGAAAGGCAUUGCGCCGGAUCUGCAAAGCGAGGAGUACUUCCCCACACUAGGUCAGGAAAAACCGGCCGAACCGCCGAAACAGACCAAACCCGAUCCUACAUUCGAGGAGGUGAAGCACGGCGUCCGGGCGAAAACGGUCGAACAGUCCUCCACUAGCCAGAUCAGUAUCGGUAACCGGUACAACUCACUGAACAACGAUGCGAGCUAGGGGACAAAGUGCCGGACCGCUCAGUAUAUCGUUUUAAAUUCUUACACUCUACUCUUGCAUCAUGAUGCGCCUACUUCGUUCUCGUACUCUCUGUUAACUGCA
Messenger RNA from Anopheles marshallii, 801 nucleotides. RefSeq names its product protein CDV3 homolog. NCBI's taxonomy places the organism in Eukaryota, Metazoa, Arthropoda, Insecta, Diptera, Culicidae. Gene Ontology annotation, cellular component: cytoplasm. The coding region runs from base 13 to 699 and encodes 228 amino acids. The record is from RefSeq and is a predicted model, not a curated record. The transcript has 3 exons.